Molecule: messenger RNA, 1069 nt
Organism: Diabrotica virgifera virgifera (western corn rootworm)
Lineage: Eukaryota; Metazoa; Arthropoda; Insecta; Coleoptera; Chrysomelidae
Product: GTP-binding protein Di-Ras2
Exons: 3
Coding region: 285-875 (196 amino acids)
Biological process (GO): signal transduction
Cellular component (GO): plasma membrane
Molecular function (GO): GTPase activity; GDP binding; GTP binding
Source: RefSeq, a predicted model, not a curated record
ACUCCUCAAGAGGUGGCUCAAAACAAGAAUCAAUAAUAAAAUUUUUUAGUUUCACAAUGACGUUAUUAUUUUAGACAAAAAUUAUUUAAUAUUUUCAAAAUUUAAAAGAAGUUUAUUCAGAUAUUCUUGACGAAGACAACCUCAACUUAGUGUUCGGGAGUAAUGUAUAUAAAAAAUCGUAAUAACUUGUCGCUAUCAUUGGUAAUAUAACCUCUUUUUUUAUUUUUAUUAUAAAAUUGGAGCACUCCUAAAUUAUUGCCAAAACGUAAAAUAAAAGUGAAACGAUGCCGGAACAGAGCAACGACUACCGGGUGGUAGUUUUCGGAGCCGGCGGGGUGGGAAAAAGUUCACUGGUUUUGAGAUUUGUGAAAGGGACUUUUCGGGAGAGCUACAUACCUACCAUCGAAGACACAUAUCGACAAGUCAUAAGUUGCAACAAAAAUAUAUGCACACUUCAGAUUACCGACACAACUGGUUCCCACCAGUUUCCAGCAAUGCAACGAUUAUCCAUUAGUAAGGGACAUGCCUUUAUACUCGUUUACUCAGUUUGCAGCCGCCAAAGUUUGGAAGAGCUGCGACCAAUUUUCGAUGUCAUCAGGGAACUUAAAGGACCAGAUUUAAGCCAGAUUCCAAUUAUGCUGACAGGGAAUAAGUGUGACGAAAGCGCUGAACUGAGAGAGGUGACUACAUCCGAAGGUCAAGCUCAGGCAGCAGAAUGGGGCGUCAGUUUUAUGGAGACUUCUGCGAAGACCAACCACAACGUCAAACAGUUGUUCCAAGAACUUCUUAAUUUGGAGAAGUCACGCAAUGUAAGCCUUCAAAUUGGAGGCAAAGCAAACAGCAGGGUUGCCAAAGAUAAGUGCGAUCUUAUGUAAAGUAAAUCCGGUAAAACUUGCUGGAUUUUCAAGAUAAUUUCCAUCUAUGUCUUACCGAUGAUCUUUUAUUUUUUAAAUAGUUUUGGUAUACUUUGUUUGUGAAGCGUUGUUAAAGAAGAACCUAUUUUAUUUGUAUGUUGACUUUAAUAUACAAGAUGUAUGUAACAAACAAUAAAUCACAAAUUAGAUCAAAA